CAACCGCGGCGUGCAGUGGUUUGUUGAGAGGCCGACUGAAGUUGUUGUUGUGAUCUGCGUUUAGCUCGGCAAAAAAAUCAGCCAAGUACAGUCGACUAUUGGAUUUUAAGAGCCUCGGGAUCUGUAUUGAUGUCGUAAGGGUGGGCAUUGUAAUCAUGAAGUCUCCUCAGCAAAUUUAGAGGCUCUAUUACCUCAACCACAGGUAUACAGAGAAUCAUAUCUACGUACCUAUAACAAUUACAACGGGAAAUCGCCAAUAUGAUGCCCCGCAGAGUACCGGUUUCCAAAGAGCCUGUGUUCAGGACACCAAUGACGUUUAGUCCCAGAUUGGAUGGACAGAAAGCUAGACCGUCACCUUCCAGACGUGAAAUGUUCAUGGAAGAACUGGGAUUAGACAGUAUAUCUGAUGCCAGUAUUUCCAGUGGAGAUGAAGAUCCUGAAGCGGACCAGUUAUCAGGCCCAAGUCAGUGUUCAUUGCUUGAAUUUCAAGCUAUGCAAAUAGAGCUUGAUGAAAGAGACAAACAGAGAGCAGAUUUGAUGUUCAGAAUAAAGGUUUUAACAGAUAAGAACAAGUUGUAUAAAUCCAGUCUAGCCAAGGAAGAAGCGAGUAAAAAACAGCAGAUCCUGAUUAUGAGAAAAACCCAUGAGUCGCAUCUUGAUGAAAAACGAGAGCUCAGUAAAAACUUACAGGAUGUUAUAGAGGAACAGGAGGCCAAGAUAUUUGAAUUAGAAGCUGAACUGAAAGGUGUUACUGCAAGUCCACGAAGUAAAAAAACCUCAUCUGGUGUGCAAAGACUAGUGGAGGCCAUAGAAAGAUUACAUGUAGAGAAAGCGCAGUUGACUGAGAAAGUGUUUUUAGCUGAAAAUCAAAUAGAGAAUGGUAGACAAGAAUGGCAGAAGACAGAGGAAGAUUUGAGAUCUCAAUUACAAGAUUUGAAUCGUGACUAUAAUGAGGUCAAAGUUGAAUUGAUGAAGAUGAAGAGUUUCCAGGGUGUAACAGACCAUGAGAAGCAAUUGAAUAAGUUAGAAAUUGCUAAUGCUAGGCUACAGAUGGAACUGCAAGAGACAAAGUCGCAAGUACAUAAUGGCAGUAUGAGUAAUGGUGUCGGGGAAACAAAAGAUUCACUUGAGAUCCAGAAACUUGAAGAUGAGAACUCAAAGCUGAGAAUGCAAUUGAAUGCACUUGAAAAAGAUGUGUCAAGUCUUACAGACCAACGCAAUGAGAAAGAGUUGGAACUCAAAUCACUUGAAAAGAAAUAUAACUCUGAAAUUCACUUGUUGGAAGACAAGCUAAGACAAUCAAUUACUGAGUUGUCAGAGUUAAAAGCAAAUCCAAAGGUUGUUGAGGUGAUGAAAACAGUUACUGUAUCAGUGGAAUCUGAAGAAACAAAGCAAGCUUUAUCCAAAGCUGAAUCAGAUAAUUCCACUCUGCGACAUGAAAUUGAGAAGAUGCACAAUGAAAGUGAAGGUUAUAGACAGCAGUUACACGCUGCUGAAAACAGAAUGAAAGAGCUUGAAAAUCAGUUGGCUCAGACCGAGCAUCAAAUAGAUACAGUGAGGGAAGAGUUUGAGCAAGAACUUGUGAAAAUGGAAUCUGUCAACGAGGAAGUGAUUCGCAGAGUCCAGCUUGAAUCCCAACAGAGCAGCAGUGUCAUGAGUCGAAAACUGAUGAUGAUGAAAAUGAGAUUUUCCCAAAUCAGGCCAGGUUUGUUAGAAAUUGCGGAAGAGUACAAGAGUCUACGUACAAUAUGCAGUCAGUUUCCUAACAUUAUUAGAGCCACUGUUCAGCACACCAAGAAUGAGAUUCAGCACGCCAUAUCAGAAGUCAGUGAACACAACAAGGAACUGGUUAGGAAGUAUCGUAAAGAAAUGUCACUGAGGAAAAAAUACCACAAUGAACUUGUCGAACUGAAAGGGAAUAUCAGAGUGUUCUGCCGUGUAAGACCACCCAUCAAAGAAGACGGUGUAGGUCUUAUGGCUAGAGUUGUUGUCACAUACGAUACAGAUGAUGAUGGUAUACUAUAUGUACAUAACAAAGGAAGGACAAGUUCUUAUGAAGUUGACAAAGUAUUUACGCCAGCCUCUGUACAACAGGAGGUAUUUGAUGAGAUGAAACACUUGGUGAUAUCCUGUAUUGAUGGAUUUAAUGUGUGCAUCUUUGCAUAUGGACAGACUGGAUCUGGCAAAACAUAUACCAUGGAAGGACCAAAGAAUGAUCGGGGAAUAAAUCAGCUAUCGCUGCAGUGCUUAUUUGCUGAAAGAAAAGAAAAGGACAAAGAAUGGAACUAUACUAUUACCGUUAAUGUGAUGGAAAUAUACAAUGAAAUGUUAAGAGAUUUGCUAAGUGAUGAUCCUACCUUCAAAUUAGAUAUUAAAAUGAACCAAGAGGGUGGAUUGUACGUGCCAGGAUUGAUAUCAUUACCUGUGAAUUCUGUUGAUGACGUCAAUCGAUUACUGGAUACGGCAAAAGUAAAUCGAGCCACUGCCUCUACUAAUAUGAAUGAACACAGUUCCAGAUCACAUGCUUUGCUUUGUGUUACGGUGACUGGAACAAAUAAAACAACUGGUAACAGAACUAUAGGUAAAUUGAAUCUGGUUGAUCUAGCCGGUUCUGAGCGUGUCAGUAAAUCUGGUGCUGACGGAGCACGGCUUAAAGAAGCUCAGAACAUCAACAAAUCACUGUCGUCCCUGGGUGAUGUCAUACAUGCACUGAGAAACAAACAAGCACAUAUUCCGUAUCGCAAUUCAAAGUUAACUUAUUUAUUACAGGACUCCCUAGGUGGGGAUAGCAAGACACUAAUGGUUGUGCAGACAUCACCCGUUGAAAAGAAUGUUGGUGAAACCAUGUCAAGUUUAAGUUUUGCCCAAAGAGUCCGAGCAGUGGAACUUGGGCAGGCUACCAAGAAAGUGGAAAGCGCUGAGAUUGCUACUUUGAAAGGCAGACUUGCACAGUAUGAGGAUGUACCUACUGUUAGUUAUUCUUCACCUGCCAGCAAGGGAACAAAUAGAGGCACACCAAACAGAUCAACACCGCGAGGCACUCCUAGAAAAUAACAUUUAAUCUUCAGAUUUGUAACACGACUA
Saccoglossus kowalevskii is the source of this 3084-nucleotide messenger RNA. RefSeq names its product kinesin-like protein KIFC3. Lineage: Eukaryota; Metazoa; Hemichordata; Enteropneusta; Harrimaniidae. The record is from RefSeq and is a predicted model, not a curated record. Gene Ontology annotation, cellular component: microtubule cytoskeleton. Gene Ontology annotation, molecular function: ATP binding; microtubule motor activity; microtubule binding. Gene Ontology annotation, biological process: microtubule-based movement.